AUGCCCCCUAAACUCACAGGCCCACCUCAAGGCUGGCAACCACCCACCCACAUGAAUUCCGCUUCUUUAGCUCAGCAGAAAGCCAACUCAAGUGGUAUAAGCGAAUUUGAGUUGCCCAAGAGUAAUCUGACAAAGUUGGCCAAGGGAAGUGUACCGGAUAAUGUCAAGAUGCAGCAGGAUGUGACAAUAGCUUUGCUAAGGGGAUCAACAUUGUUCAUAAAUUAUCUGACCUCAGCCGCACAUGACCAAGCUGUAUCCAGAUCCGGGAAGACCAUAACAGCCUCGGACGUAAUCAAAGCCAUAACAGAGUUAGAUUUCGGACCUAGUGAUGCGUUGGUACCGCUUUUGGAACAGGAAUUACAGGCGUACCGAAAUCAUAUCCAAGCUGCCAAACUAGCCAAGAAAUCAGCAGCCAAUGCCAACAAGAAUAAAGGACCUAGGAAAUCCAGUGGGACAAUCAAUGAUGGCGAGGGCGAUGUGGAGAUGGUAGAUGAUGAUGAUGAAGGCGAAGGUGAGAACGAUAAUGAAGAGGAGGACGAGGAAGAGGAUAUUGUUGAAGGUGCGGAUGAGACUCGUGAUGGGAAUUCACUGGGUGUAGGGGAUGAGAGUGAGAUUGUACACGGGGAGAAUGAAGACAUAUGA
Molecule: messenger RNA, 642 nt
Organism: Kwoniella mangroviensis CBS 8507
Lineage: Eukaryota; Fungi; Basidiomycota; Tremellomycetes; Tremellales; Cryptococcaceae
Exons: 5
Coding region: 1-642 (213 amino acids)
Biological process (GO): leading strand elongation; DNA damage response; heterochromatin formation
Cellular component (GO): epsilon DNA polymerase complex; CHRAC
Molecular function (GO): protein heterodimerization activity; chromatin DNA binding
Source: RefSeq, a predicted model, not a curated record